Molecule: messenger RNA, 1749 nt
Organism: Rotaria sp. Silwood1
Lineage: Eukaryota; Metazoa; Rotifera; Eurotatoria; Philodinida; Philodinidae
Source: the annotation of a GenBank genome assembly
AUGUUACUACAAAAGCGUAAACCGUCAUAUGACGUAUUAACUCUUCGUAUUCAUCAUGGUAAAUAUAAAAAUCCAAAUAUAGAAGAGUUCAAUCAGAAUAACGAACAUAACAAAAAAUCUGUGAAUAAAUCUUCAAGAAAAUAUGAACAAACAAAAAAUUUUUGGCGACGAAUUUCAAAAAAUCAAAAAGCAGGAAAAUUUGUUGCUAUUAUAAUGGGCGUAUUUAUUAUUUGUUGGUUACCAUAUCAUGUUUAUUUUCUAUUGAGUGGUGUUUUUGGUUGGCGUUUAAAAGAUGAACAAAAUCAUGAAUUAUUAUUCAAUAUAUUUUCAUGUGUUUCAACAGUUACAUCAAAAUCUCUGGUAAUGACAACAAAAACAACGACUAUGACAAGUAAUCAACAUUAUAAUUCAUCAACUUGUUUAGAAGAAUUUUCAAUAGAUUUUGUUAAUAAUCGAUUAAAUAUUGAUAACAACUCUUCUAAUAUUUAUGAUAAAAUCAAUGAAAAAAACGAUAAUAAAACAUCAUUAUCAUUAAAUGAGAUCGAUGAAUAUUCAUUAGAAACAUCAAUAAGAAAAAAUUUAUCAACAGAAUCUAUUCCAUUAGUUCUUAUCUGUGGUGUUUGUGGAGCACCAGCACAUGGUUAUAAUUUUGAUCAAAUUACUUGUGAAUCAUGUAAAGCAUUUUUUCGUCGAAAUGCUUUAAAAAAUACGCUUCAAUUUAAAUGCCGUUUUGAUGGUACUUGUGUUAUAAAUAUGCGUAAUCGUCGUCAAUGUAGUUAUUGUCGAUUAAAAAAAUGUUUUGAUAUUAAAAUGCGAAAAGAUUGGAUACGUACUGAUGAAGAACGUCGAUUACGACAAUUAAAAAAUUUAUAUAAACAACAAAAACAUUUAAAUAAAUUAUCUUUAGAUGAACAACAAUCAGUUAUAAAUUUUUCAUUAGUUUUACGAAAAAAAAAACGUAUUAAAUCAUUAAUUACAAAACAAUUAAUAGAAGAUCAUACUAUUUCAAAAAUUGAAUCAAUUUAUCCUAUUAGUACUUUUGCAAUUCAUCGUAAUUUAUCUGAUGAUGAUAGAUUUAUAUUAAAUAAUAUUAUAAAUGCAUAUAAACUUGGAGCUGAUCAAGCUGAUUAUUCUCAUUUUAAUCGAUGUACAUCAUCAACAACUUUAGUACAAUUUUUAAAUGAUGAAAGUAUUAUGUAUGAAUCAUUAAUUUAUUUUUAUAAACAAAUACCUGAAUUCAAAACAUAUGAUUUAAAUGAUCGAAUAUUAUUAAUUAAAUGUAAUGUAACUAAAACAAUACAUUUACAUCAUAUAAUUGUAGAAAAUUUUCAAGAAAUUGAAUGUAUGAGUGAACAUAUAUCUCGAUGGAUAAGUCAAAAUUUUCAUGAACAAAUGUUUAAAAUACGAAGAAAAUUUUAUUGUUUUAUGAAAUAUCCACUUAUAUUAAAAAUAACAUUGAUUAUAUUUAUAUUUAGUAUGAAUUUAUCAAUACCAUAUCCUAAUAGUCAAUUUUCAAAUUAUAAAAAUAAAUAUAAAUUAUAUGAAAGUCAAAAUUUUUAUAUUUCAUUACUUUGGCGUUAUUUAAAUUAUUUAUUUAAUGAAUAUGAAACAAUACGAUUAAUACAUUUUAUUGUUACACAAAUUUUACAUUAUCAAACAUUAAUGAAUACAAUGGAUGAAAUUAUAAAUAAAAAUGAUUAUCAAAAUGAAUUUAAUCCAUUGAUGCAAUCAGUUUUCAGACUAACUUAA